AUGGAAAGAGGUUGGCUCCAUGGGGAAGGAUUCUUCCUCUGCCUCAUUCUCCACCUGCUGCUUCAAGAUGCACAUCUUCAACUGAUGACAUCAUUCCUGUGGCUAAAUAUGUGGUACAAUCCAUUCCUUAGGUGGAACCCAGUGGAAUGUGGGGGCAUCAGGAAGCUGAGCGUGGCAGCUGAGAACCUGUGGCUUCCAGAUAUCUUCAUUGAGGAGUUGAAGAAGGCCAAGUCUGAUGGGGAACCCACAGCACUCACCUCCCUGUCCUUCUCACACACAGCAUGGAUAUGGCUUAUGUCAGCAGUGAUGAUCACAUCGAAUACAGUAAACCAAUGCAGGUGACCAGCAUCUGCAACCUGGACAUCUUCUACUUCCCCUUUGAUGAACAGAACUGCACCCUCACCUCCAGCUCUUUCAUCUACACAGGUGAGUGAGGCUCACAUGUUGAGAGCUAGAGAAAGGGAGAUUUUGAAACAUCACAGAACGUCGUUUGGAGCAAGGGAAUGGGUACUUCAGGGUAUCCAUCAAAGAAUGAUGAAGAUGACUGUGGGCACCAGUGAGUAUGACCAAAUCAUCUUCUAUGUGAGCUCAGGGGCACAGGCGCAGCCUCUGGUGCCCAGAGUCAUAAGCCUCCUGGUGCCCAGUAGCUUUCUGAUAGCCAUCAACGUCCUCAGCUUCUACCUGCCGGCAGAAAGCGAGAGCUAUGCCCCAUUCAAGAUGACACUCCUGAUGGGCUACAACGUCUUCCUGCUCAUGACAUUGAAUGACUUACUCCCUGCCAGUGGCACCCCCCACUCAUCAGUAUGGCCCCUCCCUCCAUCAGGAGAAGAAAAGCAAGGUGGCUACUUUGCCCUGUGUCUGUCACUGAUGGUGCUCCGCCUGCUGGAGACCAUCUUCAUCACCUACCUGCUGCACCUGGCCACCACCCAGCCUCCACCCAGGCCUCGCUGGCUCCGUUCCCUGCUUCUACACUGCACCAGCCCAAGGAAACGCUGCCCCGCUGCGCCCCAGAAGGGAAACACGGGCCUGGGCCUCAGCCCUGCCCACCUGCCUGGGGAGGGAAAUCAGCACUGCCCACGCUUGGUGGGGAAGGUGCCAGGUCCCGGAGACGCAGAGCUAAAUGGGUGCCCUGGGUCAGCGAGGGCCCAGCAGGAAGACGAGGCUCAGAAGCAGCACUCGGUCAGCCUGUGGCUACAGCUCAGCCACAUGACAGACACCCUGCUCUUCCGCCCCUGCCUGCUCUUCCCGGCCCCUUCCGUCGUCACGGUCAUCAUCCUCUGGGACACCUAG
Molecule: messenger RNA, 1290 nt
Organism: Balaenoptera ricei (Rice's whale)
Lineage: Eukaryota; Metazoa; Chordata; Mammalia; Artiodactyla; Balaenopteridae
Product: 5-hydroxytryptamine receptor 3D-like
Biological process (GO): nervous system process; chemical synaptic transmission; monoatomic ion transmembrane transport
Cellular component (GO): neuron projection; membrane; synapse
Molecular function (GO): extracellular ligand-gated monoatomic ion channel activity; neurotransmitter receptor activity; transmembrane signaling receptor activity
Source: RefSeq, a predicted model, not a curated record